ACUAGCUAUCCAAAAAUCAACGUCGGGUACCUCGCGGCUUUUAAAUGGUUUUCCUGUCUAUUGAAAAUUUUCAUCAGAAAAUCUCAAAACGCAUAUCUUCCGGCUUCCGUUUCCUAUUGUCCCAGGUCCCAAGCCCAGAACAGUGAGACUUCACCAGAAAGACCAACCCCAUUGAUUUCCUCUAACAAAGCCUUUGUCUUUUCUCCCAACUGUUUCUGUUGAUAGAAUGUCUUCUGAGGAUCAAAAGCCGAUAAAGAAAGCCAAACUGGAGCUAGACGAAUCGGAUGACGGAAUCAGCCUUGGUGCCCUUUUACAGGAAAAGAGGAAGAAACACUUUAAUGUGGCUUCUAAACUUCUCUCCAAACCGAAGAAGGAAGAACUUCAGGGAGUAGAUGGGUCGGGAAAAUCUCCCAAAUUAGAUUCUGGGUCUGCUUCCAAGGGCUCCAAGCUUAAGAAAGAAGAGCGUUUCAACUUCCUUGACGAUGAUUUUGACGAAAAGCCUGCCAAAAAGAUCUCUGCUACGAAACGUGAUAUGGAAUUGAAGAAGAAGAAGAAAGUGAAGGAGGAGGAGAAGAGUAAGAGCUCCAAGAAGGAGUUGAAGAGCCUGAAAAAAGAGACAAAGCAAAAGAAGGUAUAUGAUUUGCCUGGUCAGAAGCGUGAUCCUCCAGAAGAGAGAGACCCUCUGAGGAUCUUCUAUGAAACCCUCCAUAAUCAAAUUCCCCAUAGUGAAAUGGCACAGUUUUGGAUGAUGGAGUCUGGUUUGUUAUCCAAAGAAGAAGCAAAGAAAGUCUUUGAAAAGAAGCAGAAGAAGGCACCAUUGCAAAAAUUGAGCUCCCCAUUGAAGACUGUGAGUGCUGUAAAGAGCGUCACGAAGACUGCCAUUGUCAAGAAAACUGUCCAAUCUUCUUCGGUUUCUUCAGAUAAAACGACGAAAGUGGACUCCAAAGUCAUGACAAAACUGUCGAAGAAGCGCAAGUCGAAAGAUGAAAGUUCUGAAGAUGAUUCAGACGACGACUUUAUAAUCAGUCGAAGCAUAAAAAAGAAGCCCAGAGCAGCCUAAUGCAUAUGUAAAUGAACAAUCCCUUCUAUUCAGAAACUGAUUUUAAAUUUCUGAUUAGUUGUUCCAAAACAUUGCAUCGACGUUUUAAUGAUAUUGACACUUAUUUGGCCAUUUUUCUCCCA
Molecule: messenger RNA, 1182 nt
Organism: Benincasa hispida (wax gourd)
Lineage: Eukaryota; Viridiplantae; Streptophyta; Magnoliopsida; Cucurbitales; Cucurbitaceae
Source: RefSeq, a predicted model, not a curated record